GUCACUGUCACAUUUAUCAAAAAAAAAUAAUAAUUUUCGGAAAUAAUUAUAAACCCGAAAUUUCCUCGUGAUGUCGUCAGAGUCUAAUAAAGUCACCUUGUGCGACAAAUUGGGGCUCAAGCCCCUCAACGCUCAGAACGUGUUGUUUUACUAUGCCCCCGCGCAGGGUCUGCUCAGUUACACCGCCCUAUCGGUCAACGUUAUGAACCCCUCGUUGGUCCUGAGGAUAUUCCCCAAGAGGGACAUCACCAACAUCCUGCUGUUCAACACCCUGUUGGGCACCGGACUGUACCUCUAUAACAAGCCCCAUUUGGCCCCGUUGCCUACCAAAGAGAAACUGCUUUACAGUUCUUUUGGUGCAGUGACGUUCUCUUUGGGUUCGGUACUGAUUUGGGCCAUCAUCAGGAGCGUGGUACCCCAAAAUGUGGCCCUGUGCACUGCUUGUGGGGUGGGUUCCGGCCUGGCCCUCAUUAAAAUUGGCAAAAGUUAUGUGGCCACCGUAGACGAGCUCGCUAAGCCUUAAGUUCUAUAAUUGUUUGUCAUUUUUUUUUUGUUUGUGAUUUUUGUUUAGUGUGUUAUUAUUUAUAUAUAAAUAUUAAUAAUAUAAAGUAGAUUUAUUUGUA
Molecule: messenger RNA, 623 nt
Organism: Anthonomus grandis grandis
Lineage: Eukaryota; Metazoa; Arthropoda; Insecta; Coleoptera; Curculionidae
Exons: 3
Coding region: 71-523 (150 amino acids)
Source: RefSeq, a predicted model, not a curated record